AUGCACGUCUUCGUUAGCCCAAUCAGUGAAAGUAAAUCAGCUCCGAUUAAAAACCCACACCUGGGGCAGAGCAAGGCAUUCAUAUAUAAAGCUAACAGAUCACCCGAAAAUUAUCAAAACCCAUUCAACAACCAAAGAAACAUGGCUUUCAAAUUCGUUGUAUUCGCCGCUUUGGCAGCAGUAGCCAGCGCUGGAGUCCUCCCAGUAUCUUACUCCUCAGCCCCGUCUGUGUCCUACUCCAGCGUCUCAUCCCCAUUGGUGGCUCCCCAGUUGUCUCAUGGUGCCCAACUCUCAUACGCCGCCCCAGCCCUCAAAAUUGCCGCCCCAGCCGUCAGAGUAGCUGCCCCUGUCCACUACGCUGCCCCAGUAUCCCACGCUGUCUUGGCCGAGCACUCUGCGCCUGCGCAGUACGACUUCGGAUACGCCAUCAAUGACCCUCACACCGGAGACAACCACAACCAGCAGGAAUCCCGCCGUGGGGAUGCCGUUCAAGGAAGCUACUCCCUCAUCGAAGCUGACGGCAGCAGGCGUACCGUAGAGUACACUGCUGAUGACCACAGCGGCUUCAACGCUGUUGUUCACAACGAGCCAGCAGCUGUUCACGUCAAAGCUGUAGCACCUGUUGCUCACGCCGUCGUUGCUCCGGUUUCUCACGGAUAUGCUGCUCCUCUCUCUCACGGAUAUGCUGCUCCUCUCUCUCACGGAUAUGCUGCCCCUCUUAGCCACGGAUAUGCUGCCCCAGCUUACUACCACUAA
Messenger RNA from Phaedon cochleariae (mustard beetle), 756 nucleotides. The record is from the annotation of a GenBank genome assembly. NCBI's taxonomy places the organism in Eukaryota, Metazoa, Arthropoda, Insecta, Coleoptera, Chrysomelidae.